Penicillium nucicola is the source of this 1455-nucleotide messenger RNA. Its product is annotated as putative hydrolase, alpha/beta fold family. NCBI's taxonomy places the organism in Eukaryota, Fungi, Ascomycota, Eurotiomycetes, Eurotiales, Aspergillaceae. The record is from RefSeq and is a predicted model, not a curated record. Gene Ontology annotation, biological process: medium-chain fatty acid catabolic process; medium-chain fatty acid biosynthetic process. The coding region runs from base 1 to 1455 and encodes 484 amino acids. The transcript has 6 exons. Gene Ontology annotation, molecular function: acetylesterase activity; monoacylglycerol lipase activity.
AUGCACGAUCUCGUAUCAACUCUCUUGGAAUCUUUUCCCCUAUCGGUUCUCUUAUCAGGACUGAUUGCAAUGGGCUUGCUCUCAUGGCUUCGUCCUAAGGGUCGCAUAUCGUUCUAUCAUUCCACGGACAAUCAGUUGACGUUGACCAAGGUCUCUGACACUGCAGCCAAAGAACAGACCACCUUUGUUGAUAUCUGUCGGGCCGCAACACCAGACUCCUGCAAUUUGAAUCCAUUCCUGUUCAACGGACAUUUGCAGACAUUCUGGACAGUCCUGAAACACGAUAAUGUUCCAGUUUACUACAAACGCAAGAUGUUUGAGUCGGACAGUGCUGCGCUCGCUGGGCACUAUGCUAUCGAUUUCGUGGUUGCACCAUAUGACAUGCCCGAGGACCCGGAACUGACUGAUCAAGCGAGGAAGUAUACUCAGGAAUCAGGAAUGCCGCCUCGCACCUCAUUCUUUACACAGGACGAGUUUACUGAUCUGCCAUCUGAUGACACCAAGCCUAUGCUGGUGGUUCUUCAUGGGUUGAGUGGUGGCUCCCACGAAGUAUACUUGCGCCAUGUCCUGGCACCGCUUGUGAAGAACGGGGAUUGGGAGGCAUGUGUUGUCAACUCCAGAGGUUGUUCACAGACCAAGAUCAGUACUGGUGUGCUUUACAAUGCCCGUGCUACUUGGGAUGUUCGCCAGUCCGUGAAAUGGAUCAGAGAAAAGUUCCCCAACCGCCCUCUUUUCGGAAUUGGCUUCUCACUUGGUGCCAAUAUUCUCGCUAAUUACUUGGGAGAAGAGGGAGAUGCAUGCCAAUUGAGGGCAGCCGUCCUUUGCGCGAGCCCAUGGAAUUUGGACGUCAGUUCUUCCAACUUGCAGAGUACCUGGAUUGGCAAGGAGGUAUACAGCAAGACCAUGGGCGCAAGCAUGAAAAAGCUCUUUGAAACACAUGUCGACGCCAUUUCUAAGAAUCCUCGCAUUGAUGUGGACGCCAUCAGAAACACUACUUACUUGCAUGAAUUCGACCGCGCCCUGCAAUGCCCAGCAUGGGGCUAUCCCACCGAGGGAGCGUAUUAUCGUGAUGCCGCUUCCACUGAUUCCAUGCUUGCUAUCCGCAUUCCUUUCCUUAGUGUCCAGGCUGAAGAUGAUCCGAUUGCCUGCCGGGAUAGUCUGCCCUUCCACGAAAUGACCCAAACGCCAUAUGGAGUCAUGUUGACUACCUCUUGGGGUGGUCAUUUGGGAUGGUUCGAAUUUGGAGGAGAAAGAUGGUUUGUCAAGCCGGUGGCAAACUUUUUGAAUACAAUGGCUCGGGAAAUCAACACUGAUAUCCCUGGUGUUGUUCAACAUCCCGAGAAGCUUCCCGGCCACAUCGCCCAUCACAACGAUCCUAACAAAGAUCCGGACAUGGCACCCAAGCCCGAGUUCAACCCCAUGCGACGCAAACUCGUCUUGCCUUUGGGGCAAUAA